Molecule: messenger RNA, 3161 nt
Organism: Carassius auratus (goldfish)
Lineage: Eukaryota; Metazoa; Chordata; Actinopteri; Cypriniformes; Cyprinidae
Product: adhesion G protein-coupled receptor F5-like
Exons: 14
Coding region: 29-2788 (919 amino acids)
Biological process (GO): adenylate cyclase-activating G protein-coupled receptor signaling pathway; cell surface receptor signaling pathway
Cellular component (GO): membrane
Molecular function (GO): G protein-coupled receptor activity
Source: RefSeq, a predicted model, not a curated record
GACCACAGCUGCAGAUAAAGUUAUUGUAAUGUCAAUGAAAAUAUCUGAUCAGCCAUUUGACUUCAGUCUUACCAACCGUACUGGCAAGAUCUACAAAGAUUUAUCUGGACAAAUUGAGUCAGCAAUUGACACAAGUUAUUCUAAUAAAUUAACUGGCUACAGUGUUGGUUCUGCUAAAGUAACUGGUUUCAGGCCUGGUAGUGUUAUAGCAGACUACACAAUAAAUGCAACAUCCAACACACUUGAAUUUGAAGCAGCAAACACACAGGUUUUGGAAUCUCUAAGAAGCCAAGGAUUAUCUUUAGCUAAUGAUGCUUUUACUCUGAGUGAUCAAAGGGCCCUGACAACAGAUCAGUUAUAUCCUCUGCAAAAGGUGGAUCUGAAAUGUGAACAGCCAGGCUUUUUAAAUGGACAAAUAAAAUGGAUAGUGAAAAAUGAUACUGCACUAGACAACACAAGAUACUUAGUUUCAAAUGACAACAGAACUCUCACUGUAAUAAAUGCUACUGAAAAUGACAGCGGUCGAUACUCAUGCAUCAUACAAGGCAAUGUACCGUAUGUUCAAUGGCAAAACAUUGCUAUUAAAAAACGGCCCAUUAUUAAUGUGGGUGAAAAGGACCACUAUUUUCUCUGUGAUGGCAGCAUUUUCCAACUGAAAUGUUCUGUUGAUGUUGGCUACAAUAUUGAAUGGGUCCAGGGUGAAAAAGUAUUAGUGUCAGGAAAUGACAGUAUCACAUACAACCAUAGAAUGCAAAAUGGAAAUUGUUCACAGGAAAUCUUUACAUGUCGUCUCAGGGAUCUGCCACAACUACUGAUCUAUGGAUAUAGCCAGAGCAGCGUUACAGUUAGGAUAAUCACAGCACCUGCUUCGUCAGAUGAUUUGUGUCAAAAUGGUGAACUUGGAGCUGGCACAACAAAUGAUGUGAGGACAGGAGUCUGUGGAAUUGGCCUGAAAGGCACCAUAACUUACAAAUGUGAAUCAGGUUUAUGGAAACAAAUAGAGGACAACUGUGUAGUAGAAGUUAUCAACAAACUUACAAGUAAAGUCGAGUCCUUGCUUGUGGAGGAGAUUCCAGUGUUUCUGGCUAACCUCAGUGUUGCCACACAACAGCAAAAUAUUAAUAUAACCCAGUCUGCUGCUACUGUCCAAGCAAUUGUGGAUAUACUCUCUAAAAUCGCUGAUUUGUCACAAUCAGUUGUUAUCAAUAAACCAGUAAUGGAGGAUUUCCUAAAAACAGUGGAUAUAAUUGUAUCAGAUAAUGCCAAUGAUACAUGGAGCAAACUGAUCAAAAACAACACCAGCAUUAAACUUCUGCACGCUAUUGAGGAUAUAAGUGACCGUCUCACAGAUGAUUUUAAUAUUUCUGAAAUAUCCAUUCAGCUAACAAGAAAAACAGUUAAUAAUUCCUUCACUUUAAAAUCAAGCCUGCCGAACUCAACUACGGAGAUUGUGAUACCACAGGUUCCUCAGAUGACUAGCAUAACCAUCAUAAUCUUCACGACUCUUGACAAUGUCUUACCUACACAUGGUGGUAAUGACAGCAGGGAUGUGAAAAUCAAUGGAGAUGUGGUUGUUGUUAAGGUUAAUAAGAUGAUUAACAACAUUUCUUUUACAUUUGACAUUACUGAUCAGUCUUUGGGAAAUCCUCAGUGUGUCUUUUGGAAUUUCACUCUCAACAAUUGGGAUUCCAAUGGAUGUGAAGUAAAGUGGAACAACAAUGGCAACAUUGCAUGUGAAUGCGACCACACAACCUCUUUUUCAAUCCUAAUGUCACCGUUUUCCAUUGAUAACCCAGCCUUAGCCUAUAUAACUUACAUUGGUGUAGCUAUUUCGCUGGCCAGCUUGAUUAUAUGCCUGAUUAUUGAGACUAUUGUGUGGAAGUCAGUGACAAGAAACGACACAUCCUACAUGCGACAUGUCUCCAUAGUCAACAUUGCCGUGUCUCUGCUGAUAGCAAACGUCUGUUUUAUCAUUGGAGCCGCAGUCGCAGAAAGUGAGCAGCCAACUUCAGUUGGUCGAUGCAGUCCAGUGGUUUUCUUCAUGCACUUCUUUUACCUGGCUCUUUUCUUCUGGAUGUUAAUGUCAGCGCUGUUGCUCUUUUACCGUACCGUCAUGGUCUUGUCUCAAAUGUCAAGGGCUAAAAUGAUGGCCAUUGCCUUCAUAGUUGGUUAUGGUGCACCUUUGCUCAUAGCGGCCAUUACGGUUGCAUCAACAGCUGGACCUCAAAAUUAUGUUUCCAAAAGUAAUGCAUGCUGGCUGAACUGGUAUGAAUCAAAUGCCCUGCUGGCAUUUGUGGUUCCAGCUCUCACUAUUGUAGCCAUAAACCUUUUGGUUUUGAUUGUGGUUCUGUGCAAGAUGUUGAGGAGAGGAGUUGGUGCCACAACUCAACCAGAUGAGAAACAUGCCCUGGUGGUCAUUGCCAGAUGUGUGGCCAUUUUGACUCCUAUCUUUGGUCUUACAUGGGGAUUUGGAAUUGGAACCAUGGUGUCACAGAAAUUAGGCAUUCAUGUGGUGUUUGCACUCCUCAAUUCUCUGCAGGGAUUCUUUAUUUUGGUGUUUGGAACACUUUUAGACAGCAAGGUUCGUGAGUCACUACCAGGAAAGAUGUUGCUACAGAAACUCACUUCUAAUCGUACCAAUAACACCAGUGCAGGGACAUCAUCCACAUCUGGAUUGCCUUUCCUGCGGUGGCGGAGGAAGGUGUACAAUGUGUCAGAAGCCAACCCUUCCUCGGCACUUCCAUCUUCAGACAGCUCCAGUGGCUCAUAUGCUGUUUUGAACGACUAAAAGACACCCACAAAGUGUUUUCCCCAAUGCAGUUUAUUUGUUAUUUUUUUGAGGAAAUGUUUCUUCUCUCUCAGACAUUAAGGUACAAAACUGUCACUGGGGCAGUACCCUUUCAAAAUGUACUAAAAUGUAUUUUUAAAGUAGUAAUGUAUCACGUGGGUAAAUAAGAAUGGCCAAAAUAUGUCUCUCUUAGCUUUUGUACCUUAGGCUACCACAGCUUUGUACAUUUUGUUUUUUGAGAGUGUUUACUGAUAGGAUUAGGCUAAAAAUAAGGCUACUUGUUUUAUUGUGUAGCCUUUAUAUGUUGUGAAUGCAGGGUGUGGACUUUGUAUUUGUAUGCCUACUUUUCCAGUAAUACAACUCAUGAAGUGUU